Messenger RNA from Pseudomassariella vexata, 1432 nucleotides. RefSeq names its product HPP family-domain-containing protein. Bases 496 to 1395 code for a protein of 299 amino acids. Lineage: Eukaryota; Fungi; Ascomycota; Sordariomycetes; Amphisphaeriales; Pseudomassariaceae. The transcript is spliced from 2 exons. The record is from RefSeq and is a predicted model, not a curated record.
CACCGCCGUAGCGGCGUAGCUCGUGCGCGAGCUACAAACGAUGUCUUAGUUCACUUUCGCAAUUUUCUUUACCAAACAUAAAGCAAGCAAAUCUUCGAUUGGCCAUCGCGUGCGCGAAUUCCACGUAUAGCGUUGAAUUGUGUUAUUCAUAAUUACCUUAUGGCCGAUAACCUCGUGAAACCAACGACUCGUAGGUUUUCGUAACAUCUGUUAUCACCUUAUGCGGACUUAUGCAAGUGGUACAACAGAAGUGCGACUACAAGAUGGGCGCUCGAAGGUUUAAGACACGUCGUCCGGGCUGUUUCGUCGUUUUUCCCUACUUCUUAACAAUCUGAAUUCAGAAUCAGGUAACGAAAGUUUGGCUGCAAGUCAUCCACUGGUUCAUCAACCUGGGGUCAUUCCAGCAGUCCGUCAUUGCAUUAUCGAAGUAUUUCAUGGGAUAUCGGAUUUGCGGAUUUAUAGGUCUCAUCAACGAGACCACUACCAUUACGCCAUAUGCCCUUCAACCCUUCCAAAUGGAACGUCAGCAUCGACCGCUAUAUUAAUCCCUGGGUACCGAGUCCACCAUGGAAGCAUCUCCCCUAUCCAGUCGCCCACUUCCUCGGCCAUAGAACGACGCCUCAGCGUCCUCUCGGCAAUGUUGCUUUGGCAUUCUGGGCCUUUAUAGGCGUUUUCGUUAGCUUGCUCGGCGUCGCGCUGAUUGGUCGUGCGAUCCCGUCGUUCCAGGAGCGCGGCGCCCCUGUCAUCAUUGGAAGUUUUGGCGCCGUAGCAGUCCUUGAGUUCUACGCCAUUGAGUCGCCCCUGGCCCAGCCACGAAACUCCAUCUUCGGCCAACUGAUUGCAUCUAUGGUCGGGGUAUCAAUCAGCAAACUGUUCGCCCUCAAUGCGUGGUCAGGAGAACUGCUAUGGCUGGCUGGCUCGUUGAGUUGCGCCUGCGCGACGGCCAUAAUGGCCUUGACAGGCACUGUCCAUCCGCCUGGAGGUGCCACCGCCCUGCUAGCCGUGGUGAACGACGACGUAGCCAAGCUCGGCUGGUUUCUAUUUCCUGUUAUCAUACUCUCUUGCAUCUUGAUGAAGUGCGUGGCACUACUUCUGAAUAAUAUCCAGAGAAGUUACCCUUCGUACUGGUGGUCUCCCGAAGAUGUCGGACAGAAUUGGCACGCGGCUGAGGAAAGUGAUAGGCAAAGUCACCCAGACAUACAACUGGGCUCUAAGGUGGAACAUUCAUCUUCCCAAGACCGCGACGACGACAUGACUAGUGAUGCGCAUUAUGGAUCUAAGUUAAUCAUAGAAAGAGGAAAAAUCGUCAUACCGGAUGACGUAUUUCUCACCUUCGAGGAGAAGAAUUUCUUAGAAGAGAUCAGUGCAAAAUUACAACCUACAAUAUCAAAAUAAUGAAAGCUCGAGUUCAAAAUACUAACCGCAUUGACCA